Messenger RNA from Pochonia chlamydosporia 170, 1323 nucleotides. RefSeq names its product C6 transcription factor (AflR). Gene Ontology annotation, cellular component: nucleus. The record is from RefSeq and is a predicted model, not a curated record. The transcript has a single exon. NCBI's taxonomy places the organism in Eukaryota, Fungi, Ascomycota, Sordariomycetes, Hypocreales, Clavicipitaceae. Gene Ontology annotation, biological process: aflatoxin biosynthetic process; regulation of DNA-templated transcription. Gene Ontology annotation, molecular function: DNA binding; zinc ion binding; DNA-binding transcription factor activity, RNA polymerase II-specific. The coding region runs from base 1 to 1323 and encodes 440 amino acids.
AUGUCUAAAAUUCGAGAUAGCUGCCACUCAUGCGCCGUUUCCAAGGUCAGAUGCCCCAAGGAAAAACCAUCUUGUUCAAGGUGCGAAAAACGAGGCAUGGUUUGCGAAUACUUUGCCACCAAACGCCCUGGUCGCAAACGGGAUCCCACACGAUUACAUCAUAGUGCUUCAACCUCAGAUACAUCUAGUAUCGCCAGCGCUUCUCAUCAUGAUGCGAGGGAAUCGGAGAUAUCUACAGAUCUUCAAUCGCUUGCACAGCCGGAUCAGAUAGUUGUUUCUCCCACAGCAUCCGGCGGCUUUUCUGUACCAUCGGCGAUGACACAAGAUGUCACUACUCUCAUGGAAGAUUUUGCAGAUAUUUCCACGCCACUUGAACCAUCGGCGUGGCCUAAAGCCUCUGAAAUGGACAUUGAUGGUGACUUUACGCACCUGCUUACGCCUCCCAUUGACUUUUCGGAGAUGGAACCCAUGCACUUUGAGUUUCCAAGCCUGGGUGAGGGACAGGACGACAUUGCUGAGCUUCUUAUCACCAAUGAUGUCGAUGCACAAUCUCUGUCAGCAAAGUCCUUCCAUUAUAUGGCUUCCUCUGUGUCGUCUUUGCCAUCCUCGGAUGGACAGCUGCUGAUGGAGCAUUCACCUCAAUCAAGCCCUGUUUGUAGCUGCACAGCUGAGGCACUCGGUCUGAUGAGCAGGCUUUUCUCGACUGAGUCACUUCGCUCUAGCUCCGAGCCAGCUAGUCCACAGAAACAGGCUGCGAUUUCAGGUAUCAACCAGUCGACUCAUAAUGAGUUUUCAACUCAGACAAUCAUACUGCAAAAUAAGCAAUCUAUAGAAGUCGUUAGCCGCAUACUGCAAUGCUCGUGUGCAGAUGACGGACAUCUCAUGACCAUGAUUUCUAUUAUUGUUUUUAAAAUUCUAGAGCUUUAUUCUCAGGCGGCAAGACAAAAGCAAGGGGCCGCCAAGUACAGUCACUGGAGCAACACAUCUACGACUGGAAACCUCAUGAGGACGAGUGGCCUGGACCAAUUUGGCUGUUCAGACGACAAUGACAGACGCAUAACUACUCAAUUGAUCAUGAGUGAGUUACAUCGCGUACGACAACUGCUUAACCAACUGACCAUCCGGCGCAAUACUCGUGGUGCCCAAGAGACCUUCGGAAUGAACUUGAGUUGUCUUGGGAACUGGCAGGGUACACUUUCGCCCCAUGACGAUUGGAUGAAUGCUAGUUUCUCAGGUUCCACCCUGGGACAAAUCGAGGUUGAUCUACGAAGGUGUCUCACUACUUUAUCAAGAGAGAUUAUUCACGUGUUACGGGAGAGCUAG